AUGCAAACAGACCUGAGCCACUCUCCGAUGCGAGUCUCGAGCUACUACCCCCUCAAGGCCUUCCCGCACCGCUAUGCUCAGAUGCUCGACUGCUAUCUCCAUGGCAUGCCGAUCUGCCAGUGUCCGACGGAAUGUGAUGGAUGUCAGCGCGAGCUCGACCCCUCCGUUGCUGCACAUCAUCUCCAGACCUGCAAACGCCGAUCCUCCAAGCUUCCCACGGCGCAUGACAACCUUACUCGUACGAUUCGGUCGAUGCUGAACGAAGCUGGUCUUCAGAGCGUCAUCGAUACAGUGGGGGAUCCUCGUUCUCGACGGCAGGUACCCUCCCAUCCUCAUGGCCGCAAGAUGAAGGGCGAUAUCCACAUCCCUGGAAUCCGCGAUCGAGGGUCCGAGCAGUACGAGGGCUUGAUGGCGGACGUGACGUUGGUCCACCCUUACAUUGGUAGCUCUGCCGACCUGACCAAGUGGGGGGAGGUCAACCUCGACGCCCUCCAUGUUGCAGCGUCUGAGAAGAUUCGCAAACAUCGCGCUGCAUAUGCCAUGACUACUCCUCCUCGAGCGUUCAUCCCUCUUGCCAUCUCGACGGACGGUACCCUGCAUCCUGACACCCUCCGCUUCAUCUGGUAUCUCGCGGACAUCAUUGCUCAGCGCUCAAUGCCUCUUGAGGAUGCGGCGUUUGGUCGGCACUUCGUGCCUGAUGACGGACCUGCUGCUGAGGUCUUGGCUCGCAAACGCGCCGCCACCUAUCAGCGCCUCACCAUGCAGCUGACGCUGGAAGCGCUCUUGUCUGGUGCGAGGCGCAUGACGCCCUUGCGGGCGCAAGCACUUCUCGAGCCAGAGGACAGCUCCUCCUCGGACUUUGUCGAGUCGCCCGAGGAGUCUUCGCCGGAGGUCUCCGACUCCGAUGGGGGACACCCUUCGAGUGGCCCCGACGAUCGGCGCGGAGCUGGCGAGGCGUCUCCGUCCCUCACUGUGACGUCGGGUGCCUCCGGAGAGCUCGACACCACUGGGGCUGCUUGUCUGCGCGGCUUCGCGCUUGGGCUGGCGCUGCCGCGUCUGGGUGCCAGCAGUGCUGGUUCUUUUCGGGCUUGUGUUUUGUGUGUGAUUGUGCAGCUUCUCGCUGUGGACUGUGUGCCUGCCGUAAAUCCAUUACCUGCUCCAGUGGCGUCGAGCUCUCCGGAGGAAUCAGACGUCACAGUGAUGGACGGAAAGGCUUCUCCAGCGACACUCUUGAUGCUUCCACCGUUGGAAUCCUGUCUACGUGGCUUGCCGCGUGGGCUGGCGAUGCCGCGUCUGGUUGUGCUGGUUCUUUUGGGGCUUGUGAUUUGUGUGUGUUUGUGCAGCUUCUCGCUGUGA
Messenger RNA from Guillardia theta CCMP2712, 1356 nucleotides. RefSeq lists its product as hypothetical. Bases 1 to 1356 code for a protein of 451 amino acids. The record is from RefSeq and is a predicted model, not a curated record. Lineage: Eukaryota; Cryptophyceae; Pyrenomonadales; Geminigeraceae. The transcript is spliced from 3 exons.